Messenger RNA from Aspergillus melleus, 906 nucleotides. Its product is annotated as Protein BZZ1. Bases 475 to 873 code for a protein of 132 amino acids. NCBI's taxonomy places the organism in Eukaryota, Fungi, Ascomycota, Eurotiomycetes, Eurotiales, Aspergillaceae. The transcript has 2 exons. The record is from RefSeq and is a predicted model, not a curated record. Gene Ontology annotation, biological process: regulation of actin filament polymerization.
AGUACAUCACUAUCUCACGAGACUCUAUCGGACAAGAGUUGUCUCCCGAGAGGGCUGUCUUGCUGGUGCCGUUCCUCCUGUCCCGCGUGGAGGUAGGUCGACAUUGACCCGUUAUCCCUGCAGCCUAAUCUCCGCCCGUCUCACAUCUCAGUCGCAUGCGCCGCACUUGAGCACCCGACAUGGCGACCCCGGAAGCCGCUCCUCAUUUUGGAGCCGAAUUGAAGGAUGCCUUCAAACCCGUCAACAAUUGGGUACGUUACCCGAAUCCGUCCGUCGCUGCCGCACAGUCCCGCGAAGACUAAUGGAGGAUAGGUUUUCAAUGGUAUAUCAUGGCUGGACGAGAUACAACAGUUCUACCGAGAGCGCAGCGCAAUCGAGAAAGAAUACGCGGCGAAGCUGUCGGGACUAUGCAAGAAGUAUUAUGACCGGAAAGCAAAGAAGAUCAGCACGUUGAGUGUGGGCGACACCCCCAGCAUGACGCCGGGGUCGCUGGAAAGUGCCUCCCUCACCACCUGGACCACACAGUUGACCGCCGUCGAGUCGCAUGCCUCAGAGCGCGAUCAGUUUGCCAACGAUCUCGUCGCGCAAGUGGCCGAGCCGCUGAAAUUGGCGGCGACGCAGUACGAAGAGCUGCGGAAGUGCCAUGUGGACUUCCAUGCGAAAUUGGAGAAGGAGAGGGACUCGUCGUAUAGCGAUCUCAAGAAGGCCAAGGGGAAAUACGACGGAGUGUGUCAGGAAGUGGAGGCGAAACGGAAGAAGAUGGAGAAUUCGUUCGACCAUGGGAAGCCAAAGGCCCAGGCUGCGUACCAGCAGCAAAUCCUCGAAAUGAACAACGUCAAGGUGAGUGCAUCGGAUCUGGGUCUUCGGACGUAGCUAAUGGGACAGAACACAUACCUGAUCAGCAUC